CAACAUAAUUCCCGAAGAAGAAGAACGACAGAGAUUCUCCUCUGGUGGCCGCUGCAGAAUAGCUAGAUAUAAUCGAACGGAUUUUACAAGCUAGAGGAGCAGACGGCAGAAUCUAUUCAACAUCACCCGAUGUACGAACUGAAACGCGGCCGCCUUUGCAUUAAAACAAUAAAGGCGUGUUAUAUGGCUCUUUCAUCAAGGGAUUGUUGCAUUUGGAUUAAAAGAGACGCAAGGGAUAUAGCUGAUGCCUGGCUAUCCUGCUUGCGAUCUACUAACGUUAGUUAGCUAACUGAUGUUGCAUCGAUGGAAUUAUUCGAGUGCCAUUGAUUGAGAACAACCCAGCAACGCUAAAGAAGACGUUACAAUACAUGGAUAGCGGCGAGCUAUCCGUGACCGGAGUCUGAACGGCACAUAGACAGGAUGAUGUAUUACUCAACGUUGAAGGAUCUAACAUGUUAACUAAAUACAUGUGACUUGGUGUUCAUCCAUUUUAAGCCAGCUAUCUCUAACGUUAGCUGGCUUGUUUUAUCGUCCGGCAUUUGGACGGAGUGAUAGUAAGAUUGGGAGUGUGUAUCAGUAUGGCACAGCUUCUAGAAGGCGCCCGCAAACUGGGCUGGGUACUCUUGAACGCCUUCCUUCGUUUCAUCUUUGUGUUCAUCAAUAACUGUGUAGCAAUCCCUUCGUAUUGCCUUUACUGCAUUCUUCUUCAACCUCUGAGAAUAAUGGACAGUCACUAUUUCUGGCACAUUGAAGGAAUAAUGUUCAAAUGGAUGUUGGCAAUGGUGUCACUGUGGGGCUGGGUUGCAGGCUAUACAGUGAUGGAAUGGGGCGACGAUGUAAGGCCCCUUUCUGAAGAGGAAGCCAUGGUCAUCGUCAACCACCAAGCCACAGGGGACGUGUGCACCCUCAUGAUGUGCCUGCAGGACAAGGGCACGGUGGUGAGGAAGAUGAUGUGGUUGAUGGACCAUGUGUUCAAGUACACUAACUUCGGCCUGGUGUCUCUAAUCCAUGGGGACUUCUUCAUCAGACAGGGUAAAGCGUACCGGGACAAGCAGCUGAUCUACCUAAAGGACCACCUGGACCGGUACUACCGCAGCCGCGACAGGAAGUGGAUCGUGCUCUUCCCGGAGGGCGGCUUCCUGCGCAAGCGACGGGAAACCAGCCAGGCGUUUGCCAAGAAGAACUCACUACCGCCCCUGACGCACGUGACGCUGCCGCGACUAGGCGCCACCCAGGUGAUCCUGAAGACCCUAGGACCGCAGCAGGAGAACGGCAGCCUGGGGAAGGAGGCUAGCACGAUGCACCCCAGCCAGUCAGGUAGUAAACCCAAAGGCCUACAGUGGGUGGUGGAUGUGACCAUAGCGUACCCCAAAGCCAGGCCCAUGGACAUCCAGACGUGGAUCUUUGGCUACAGACCCCCCACGGUCACACAUGUACACUACAGGGUGUACCCCAUAAAGGAGGUUCCGGUAGAGACCAAGCCCCUGACAGAUUGGCUGUACCAGAGGUUUGUGGAGAAGGAGGAUCUACUGGCUCACUUCUACGAAACAGGAGCUUUCCCUCCACCGAAAGGCCAGAAGGAGGCCGUCUCCCGGGCGAUGACCUUUGACCCAGUGCGGCUCUGUCUCAUCCAAUCCCUGGCCUUUGCCUCGGGCUACCUGUGGUACAGCGUCCUCCAGUACUUCUACUGCUGUUUGUUCUGAGUGUGCUGAAGAGGAUGGAGUUUAAAAGUGGACCAGACCCUAAUGGCACUGCUUCUGGAUCAGUCGAUGGCUCGCCCGCCCCGGCGCCAUCUCUCCUCCCUAUGAUGGAUGAAUGUACAUUUAGCAAAAACCGGGAGAAACUGAGAAAAAAAAUUGCCAUGUUGGAGGCUAUUUUCCCCCCUGGAUACAUGAAUACCUACACACACAGACAGACGGACAGACAUACACACACACACAAUUGACUGAAGCCCAUACUUCUGAACAUGAAUCAUUUACACAAACUUACUACUUGGAUAUAAACGCCCCAAUCUAGUUGGUCUCUCCAAUGGAGCAUCAUUCUCAAAUCAAGAAUGGGGCUCAGGACUGAAACUGGGGGUGUUUUCAAGUGGACUCUCUUCCUGGUCUUUAGGUGUAGUUUUACAGUGUGCGAGUAUGCAUUGUGUCUGCCAUUGUACCCAACCCCACCCUUGGGUGAACCAACCCCCACCCUCGGGUGAACCAACCCCCAGUUGGACCUCGCUUCAGGCCUGCUGAUUCUGCGGUUGACCCACCCUACAGAGAGGGGGGGGCUGUGGUAUGUACCAUCAGAGACUACCAUGCCAACCCCUCUCCUCUAGCCUUCAUUGCACUAAAAGGAUCCCUACUACCCCCCUCUUCUACUCCAGGAAAUAUUCCUGAAUGGUAGCUGUUAAUGUUUGUUUAUUUUAAAUUGCCCCUCCCCUUAACAACGGCCAUUGCAUUUGUUGUGGUCGUCGUCGCUAUCUAUCUAUGUUGAAGUCAUGGAGGCUUUACUCUGUCUGUCUUCGACAGUAUUCUGAACUGACUGACUGCAGGGGAAUCUUCUUGUUUACACUAGCGGCCCUCCGUCUGGGCCUAAAGGGACGCUGGCGACGAUGUCAGGCUCUGGUUAGGACUGUUUCCACAACAUGUGGUUGGGGGUACCUGGUUCUGGAACCAAGGGGGGGAGGAGGACACAGUGGAGGAGGAACAGUGCCCAUACGCUGAUGACAGAACACUGAUGGCACAUUGGGACAGCACUCUGAUCCGAUCCACCCUGAAAACAAACUCCCCUCACACUCUCUCCACCCCCUGUCCUCACUCGUACACACAGAGCAGAGUGGAUCUCUGUCCACAUAGGAACGUCUCGGCAAGCCAAACUGAAAAAGGAGGACGAAGCUCAAUUUGCCCCCAUUGGACUCCAUAUUGUAGUUUUACAAAUAUCUAAGUAAUGGGGUGGGGAAUGACGUAAUACAAAUAUUAUUUUUAUAGAUGUGGCUACCCUAAUGCUCUGCAUUCGAAAUUUGAGAUUUUGGCUUACACACUCAUAGGUGUCGUUACUGUAAAUUUACAGCAUAACCCCCCUCUUAUAUAUAUAUAAUUGAUGUUGCGCUGCUCCACGAUAACGGAGUUUCGACAGCAAAUCACUAUUAGUGGUCAGAUUUUAUUUCAAUUUUAAAUGACUUGAACUGUCCUUCGUCAUGGGUAUGUUUAUUCUUGUACAUAACAAAGCUGAGGAAGAAAUUCAAUGUUGUGAGGGACUGCAACCGAUGUUAUCUCUCUCUUGGUCUGUACUAUUUCUGAUUUGUUUUUAAUUUUGAAAUAUCAUAAAUGUUUAAAGAACAAGAAAAAAAUGAGGAAGAGAAAGCUAACGGCUUUUGAGACAAGUCACUUCCCUGUUCCUUGACCUUUGGUUUGACCUCUGACCUGGAUGUUAUUCAUUCGCGCUUCAUGAAUCCAGAGGGCUCGGCCAGGCUCUCAUCUCCUGCACUGUCACACUGCUCAUUGAUACACAUAUGGCCCUGUUGGAAUACUUCUGAAAUGCAUCCUUUCCUUUAUCUUUCUUGACAUAAUCACAGCUCUGAAGUGGUUGAUUGGUGGAAUUAAUGGGACAGGGACAUAGGCCCCUCCCCCCUAGGCACUGGAUGAUUCCCACUUAGAGAUGUUAAAAGGACUUGAUUGAUGUGUGCAGUAUAUGGCAAAUCUCCCACCUAGCCUAUUAAAGAUAUUGCCAAUUUACUGAUCUCUAUCCAGUCCUUUUAGAUCUUAGGGGGGUACCAAGAAGCUGUCCAUUGGUAGGGUAUUAUGUUUUGAUUUGAGACUAGACCAUCCAGGAAGAAAUCACUCUUCACAUUGGAGGGGAAUUCAGACACGGCCCAGCAAUUAUGCACCAAUUCUCUCCCAAAAGUUGUUUUAAUAAUACCAUGGGGGGUUUUUUAAUCAAAAAAUAUAUAUAAACGCACCUGAGAGGUAUUAUGCUUUAGAUGAACAGCUACAAUCAUGAUGUUUAAGGAAUGCAAACGGAAUGCAUUUUAGUCAUGAUUUACCUCUUAAACUGUGGAUAAUACUGUCCAGUAACAGGCUGUGUAUGAAAGGUAGAAGGCUGGCUGGUUCGGGAGAUCAGGAGUCAAUUUGAGGAUCGGGACGUACAUUUUUAGCGGUCAUCUUUGUGCCGUCCCGUGAGAUUGCUUUUCAAUGUGAGAGAGUGACACAAAAUGAAGCUUCAUCUUUUUUUCUUUUUUCUUGCUUCUCCAAAGCAAGGCAGGGGAAAAUCAUAUUUUCUAGAUAUGGUUUUAGGAAAGAAAAACAAUGACAACGUUAAGAAUUUUAACAAACGACAGUAGAAACUCUGUCAUUUUCCAUUUUGUACUCCUCCCUUUCUUCCUAGCUACACAGCCAUUUUACAACACAAAGAACUUGUGCUGGAAUAAAAGUGAUGGUCAUAAAGAU
Molecule: messenger RNA, 4430 nt
Organism: Oncorhynchus keta (chum salmon)
Lineage: Eukaryota; Metazoa; Chordata; Actinopteri; Salmoniformes; Salmonidae
Gene: lpgat1
Product: lysophosphatidylglycerol acyltransferase 1
Exons: 8
Coding region: 579-1703 (374 amino acids)
Cellular component (GO): endomembrane system
Molecular function (GO): acyltransferase activity
Source: RefSeq, a predicted model, not a curated record